Oreochromis aureus is the source of this 3028-nucleotide messenger RNA. Its product is annotated as meprin A subunit beta-like. The transcript is spliced from 20 exons. The coding region runs from base 103 to 2286 and encodes 727 amino acids. Lineage: Eukaryota; Metazoa; Chordata; Actinopteri; Cichliformes; Cichlidae. Gene Ontology annotation, cellular component: membrane. Gene Ontology annotation, molecular function: metalloendopeptidase activity; zinc ion binding; protein binding. The record is from RefSeq and is a predicted model, not a curated record. Gene Ontology annotation, biological process: proteolysis.
GUUCUAACACUCCUGUCACAGGCACAAUUUCUCAUGCAGAUGAGGAAGAGACAAGUGUGGCACAAGAAUCUCUAUUGAUUUAGGUUUCAUCAAAGACGCACCAUGAGGAUGAAAGGAUGUGCUUUUAUAUUUGUCAUCAUGGCAAUUUCUGAAGCAUUCUCCUUAAACCCAAAUGGACUAGAAAUAGUGGAUGUUGGUGAAGUGAAGGACAUUCCUGAAAUAAACAAGGAAUUUUUACAUGAUGAUAUUUUGGAGCCUAUAGGCAAGCAGAGGAGUACCAUCAUUAAUGAAAACAUCCUGUGGACAUCUCCAGUCCCCUACCUCUUAAAUAAUGACCUUGACAUUAAUUCUAAAGGAGUCAUUCUGAGAGCCUUUGACCAGUUCAGACUGAAAUCAUGCAUUGACUUCAAACCAAGAGACUCUGAGGACUAUUACAUUUCUGUCAAACAGUUAAAUGGAUGUUGGUCAUACAUUGGACGAAUAUUUUCCAAUGGACAGGAACUCUCCAUUGGAACAGGCUGUGGUUACAUUGCCAUUGUUGAACAUGAGUUCCUUCAUGCUCUUGGCUUCUACCAUGAACAGUCCAGAUAUGACAGAGAUGAUUAUGUGACGAUUAACUUUGAAAACAUCCUAGAAGCUUACAAGAGCAACUUUAGAAUCGUUGGCAGUAAUGAGAGCACCACCAAUGGAGUCCCAUAUGACUACUUGUCAGUGAUGCACUAUGGCAAAGAUGAUUUCACCAAUGGCAAUGGAUCUACAAUCAUCACCAAAGAUCGCAAAUUCCAGAAUCUGAUUGGUCAACGAGUGGAAAUGAGUACUAGUGAUGUUCAGGAGCUGAAUCUACUCUACAAAUGCAGCUCAUCCAUUGCCUUCAAGAUGUACUGUGGCUUUACUAAUGGGACCAUGUGUCAAAUGAACCGCUGUUCAAAGAGUGGCAAUGGCUGGGAAAUGGUAACUGGUGUUUAUGGUGGUCCCAGCUCUGACCACACCAAUCUGCCCAGUGGAAAUGGUGGUCAAGGUCAGGAUGCAGGUUACUUCAUGUAUGCCAGCACAGAAUCAGGUCAGGAGGGUGACUCAGCCUGGCUGGAGACAAAGAGGAUGAGUCCCCAGAGGGAGUGUCAUGUCCAAUGUCUGCAGUUCUACUAUUACCACAAUGGGAGCAAGUCAGAUGAACUUAACAUCUGGAUCAGAGAGUUUCAAGAUCAAUGGGACUCCACAGGAACUCUCUACCUCAUGGGACAGAUCAGUGGACCACCAACAUCUCACUGGACUCUCCACCAUGUUCCUCUAAAUGCCACUAAGCAGUUCCAGGUGGAGUUUGAGGUUCGUAAAGGAGCAGGAAACUCUACAGGCGGCUUCUCUAUUGAUGACAUCAAUCUCUCAGAGCUUGAGUGUCCAGAUGGAACCUGGCAGAUUAAUGAUUUUGAGAGAUUUUGGAACACUACUCAUACUCCAACCCUGAUAUAUAGCCCAAGGCAGUACUCCAGUGAGGGCUAUGCUUACCGGGUAGCGUUAUAUCUAAGGCAGACAGAUUUUGGAGUAUAUGUCCAACUUGUCUCUGGUGUCUAUGAUGACCAACUGCAAUGGCCUUGUCCACAAAGGCAAUUUACUGUCCAAAUGUUGGAUCAGAACCCCAACAUCCAGCUACAGAUGUCAAGGCAAAUGAGUCUCACCACUGACCCAAAUCUGCUCACCACCAGUGGUGUUCCUGCUUGGGGCAGACCUCGUGAUGUUGGAACUCAAAUUGUUAAUGAGAACAAUGAACUGAUCUAUGCCAAUAACCUGUAUGGUAGAAAUAAUUUUGCAUCUUUGGAAGACAUCCAAUCCAGAAAUUACAUCAAGGGAGCGAGCACCAUUUUCAUCUUCAGUGUUAAAGAUCUCACACCUCUAGUUAAUGGAAGUUCACUGCCAUGUCCUCAAGUGAGAACAGUGAAUAUUACACAUCCUCCUGGAGACCAGCAUAAAGGACCUUGCUCAUCACGGAUCUCAACCACCUCCAUUCCAACUCCAAAAUCAACAAAUGACAGGAUCUCACCCACCACAAUUGCAAUUGCAGACACAACCGAUGACAGGAUCUCACCCACCACAAUUCCACCUCCAAUCACAACAGAUGACAGGAUCUCACCUACCACAAUUCCACCUCCAAUCACAACAGAUGACAGGAUCUCACCUACCACAACUCCAAUUCCAGAGACAACAGAUGACAGCAUUUUUGGAUUCUCUCCUGGUAUGAUGGCCUCUCCUUUCCUCACACUUCUGCUAGCGCUGCUGCUUUUGAUACCCUGAUGUGUAUUUCAUCCACAUCUGGAAUCUUUACAUGAGCAGAGCAAUAUACUCUGCCAGAUUACUUUUUGUUAUUUUUGGAUUUUGCUACUGUAUGACCUGAUAAUUAUCCAUUCCUUUUUGAUUUAUUAUAGAUGUUUCCAAUGUAGACAUGCAGCUCGUGGGGAUAGGUUAAUUGGAUAAUCCAAAUUGCCACUAGCUGUGAAUGUGCGAGUGAAUGUGAGUGUGAAUGGUUGUCUGUCCCGGUGUGUUGGCCCUGCGACAGACUGGCGACCUGUCCAGGGUGUACCCCGCCUCUCGCCCUAUGACAGCUGGGAUAGGCUCCAGCGCCCCCUGCGACCCUGAAAAAAGGAUAAGCGGAAGCGAAUGGAUGGAUGGAUGUUUCCAAUGUAGUGGUUUGCUUUUUUGGUGGUGAAACCUUUCAUUGUGGUUGUUGGUUUAAUAAUAAUCAUUUGCAACAAUGUUUUCAUUUUGUUCUACAAUAUAGUGACUAAAAUAAAGCAAGCAAAAAAUAUGUGUAGCUUUUAAGCUGCUUUUGACCAAUAUCAAUUUAUAAUCAUAUGACAGUUUUGUUUACUGCAGUUUUCAAUCAUGAGCAGUCCACAUAGUAUGAAGUUACUAUAAUAUUGGGGGGGACUAUACUACUAUGAUUAGCUAUAAUUUUCUUUCUUGGAUGUUGGCGUACUGAUGUUCAACAAAAAUAAAUAAAUAAAUACCCUUUAAAACAAAAUGUAAAUGAAGAGAA